Messenger RNA from Dermatophagoides farinae (American house dust mite), 765 nucleotides. RefSeq lists its product as uncharacterized. NCBI's taxonomy places the organism in Eukaryota, Metazoa, Arthropoda, Arachnida, Sarcoptiformes, Pyroglyphidae. The record is from RefSeq and is a predicted model, not a curated record.
GUAGUGGUAAAAAUCCUUCACUUUCAUUUUUUCAUUGAUAUCACAAAAAAAUGAGACAAGAAUUCAUAAGAACUUAUUGUUUUCCAAAAAGAAUUGAUCAUGAUGAUUACAGAAAAAUGUUGGAAAAUUUAUCGAAAAGUGAGGAUAGUAUCAAAAGAAAUGGUUUUGGUAUACCCAAUAAAUGUUAUAUUUGUUCCAAAUUAAAUCAGAUACAUGGAAAAAGUGUAUUGUUUCAAACGAAAAGAGAUUUCUUUAAACAUGUGAGACUAUAUCAUAGUGAUUAUUCUGAAUCAAUGAAAAUGAAAAAAUUGCCCAAGCCUACUAAUAAAGUUAUUAAAGAUGUGGUGCCAUCUUCUUUCAGUACUGCUAUUACGAAAUCUGUUAUUCCUAUUGAUGAUCCAUCACCAUCAUCAUCGUCUGAUUUUUUUAAUUCAAAUUCGAUUUCAACUUAUUCUGGUCAAUAUCCUCGGAUUCAGAAGAGUCCACCUUGUUCCUCAUUGCCUACUGAAUCCAAUUCUCAUUCUAGUUUGUCUUCUCAUCAGCUACCGAAGUUUAAUCCAAUUCUAACAUCUUUUUCUUCCAAAAUUCUCACGACAAAGUCUUCCACACCAAAGGUUUCUGUUUCGAAAGCAAAAACAUCGUCAAAACAGUCUAAUAUGAAAAUACCUAUUGGUGGUAAAGGUAUUAUCUUAUUUAAAAGAAGCACACAAGUUCAACAAACAACUUGAUCGAAUUUGAAAAUAGAUGAUGCCAAUCAACUGCAGU